ACCCCGGAAGUUGAUUCUGCGGCGGAUUGUAGGUGUUUCUGACACCCGCCUUGCGAUGGGUUGCGACGGAGGAACAAUCCCCAAGAGGCACGAACUGGUGAAGGGGCCCAAGAAGGUUGAGAAGGUUGACAAAGAUGCUGAAUUGGUGGCCCAAUGGAACUACUGUGCUCUAAGUCAAGAAAUACUAAGGCGACCAAUAGUUGCCUGUGAACUUGGCAGACUUUACAACAAAGAUGCCGUCAUUGAGUUUCUGCUGGACAAGUCUUCUGGAAAGCCUCUCGGGAAGGCCGCAUCUCACAUUAAGAGCAUCAAGAAUGUGACGGAACUGCGGCUCUCCGACAACCCCGCCUGGGGCGGCGACCGAGGGAACACCAAGGGCGACAAGCACGACGACCUGCAACGGGCCCGCUUCCUCUGCCCGGUCGUGGGCUUGGAGAUGAACGGCCGGCACAGGUUUUGCUUCCUGCGGUGCUGUGGUUGCGUGUUUUCGGAGCGCGCCUUGAAAGAGAUAAAGGCAGAAGUUUGUCACACGUGCGGGGCUGCCUUCCAGGAGGACGACGUCAUCGUGCUCAACGGCACCAAGGAGGAUGUGGAAGCGCUGAAGGGCCGGAUGGAGGAGAGGAGGCUGAGGGCGAAGCUGGAAAAGAAAGCGAAGAAACCCAAGGCGGCAGAGUCUGUCCCAAAACUGGAUGUCAGCGAAGCAGGGCCAUCCAAAGUUAAGGCAGGAAAGUCGGAAGAACCCAGCCUUGACUCGCGGGAGAAGAAAGCCAGCCCGGCUCCCAGAAGCACAGCAGCUAGCGGGAGCUCUUCUGGAAAAGCCGGGAAGCCUGCCGGUGCUGCCACAAAAAGGUCCAUCGCCGACAGCGCGGAGUCUGAAGCUUACAAGUCCAUUUUCACGACCCACAGCUCCGCCAAGCGCUCCAAGGAGGAGUCGGCCCACUGGGUGACCCACACAUCCUACUGCUUCUGAGGCCCGGGCCGCGCCCCGACGCAGCCCCUCCGGGCUCGCGGAGGCAGCUGCUGUGGGCGCCGGCCGGGCGGAGUCUCUGCACGGUGCCAUCAAGUUGUCCCCCUCACCCUGGCGCCAGCGCGGCCACUCUCGCCCCCGAGGUGCAUGGGUUGUGGCAUGUGGGGCGACUGGCGGGGUGACCCCGCUGGGCCCCGUGCCGGCUCGGUGCCGAGGCCCUGUCGUGGUCAAAGAUUCUGGGUGCCCCUGGCUGUGUGCUCGGCUCAUUGUGAUGACAGCCCGGAGGGUUUUGCUGCCAGCAGUUCCCGAAGAGGCCGCGCGAGGCUGAACGUGAGACACGCCUGCCGCCACAGGCCUGUUUGCAGGAGGGCCUCGGGGUUGAAUACUUGGCGGGGAGGGGGAGGGGGCCCUCAGUUUAUCGUUUUGCAGGUAGAAAAGGUUGAGGUGGCACAUGACAAUUUGAUACAAA
Molecule: messenger RNA, 1436 nt
Organism: Pteronotus mesoamericanus
Lineage: Eukaryota; Metazoa; Chordata; Mammalia; Chiroptera; Mormoopidae
Gene: RTF2
Product: replication termination factor 2
Exons: 9
Coding region: 56-970 (304 amino acids)
Biological process (GO): site-specific DNA replication termination at RTS1 barrier; mitotic DNA replication termination
Cellular component (GO): nucleus
Source: RefSeq, a predicted model, not a curated record